AUGGCCCCCGUACAUACGUCGCACCUCCUUGCGGCAGAAAUCGGAGACAGGAUGGCCCCAACAGUCGGCGUCAGCGGCACCGCCAACUCAUCCCUUCAAGUCGACGUCAAGACCAUCAUCACAGUCUGCCUCAGUAUCGGCUACGUCAUCUUCGGCGUCGUCGCGUACGCCUUCGCCAACAAAUGCCGCUUCUUCGCCCUACCCGAGUGGUACCGAACCUCGGUCUGCGGCCUCAGGGAGAAGGUCCUGGUGACCCUGUGGUUCCCCGCGGUAUUUCUCCUGUGGCCGCUCGUCAUCUCGGCUUACCUGGCCUCCUGGUGCGGCUUCACGUUCUUCAAGGAGCUGGGGGCAAGGAGGAACAGAGCCGAGUCCGACGAGAUCGAACUGGAUGGUCGUAGGGAGCCGGUGGGUGAGCAGAGGAACAGAGACAAGUCCAACGAGAUAGAACUGGAUGAUCGCAGGGAGCCGGCGGGUGAGCAGAGGAGCAGCAUUGAGUUGGGGAGGUGGGUUGACUUGCCUCUUGACGAGGAACGGCCUGCUGAGCCUGAGCCAAAACCCGUACCGGCUCGUGGGUUCUUCAUCAACCCAUUCGACGAGACUCAAAGAGGCCGAUCUGCUCACUCCCGCCCUCGCGGGAGUGAGGCUUCCCCCAGCCGUAGUCCCAAGGACACCGGCGGAAGGGCUUCCGGCGCGGGGCUCGAGGAACACCCGAUCGCGUGGUAUGUCAAGCUGCCGCUGCCCGAGAAGAUGCUGCGGGACGCGUCCCCGCGGACGUCGUCCUCGGCAACGUCGUCGUCGUCGUCGUCGUCGUCGUCGUCAGGAGGCCGCAGUCGGAGCCCUUACGACCGUGACGGCGGUGACGAUAACACGACCCAGUUGACGACGAGCUCACCCUUCAUGACCGAGGACGAGUUCGAGCCCGAAACGUUCCGGAAGCCCAACCCUCGCUUGCAGACGAUUCCUGAGAGCGACAAGGAGGAGGGGCUUGAGGAGUGA
Molecule: messenger RNA, 996 nt
Organism: Colletotrichum destructivum
Lineage: Eukaryota; Fungi; Ascomycota; Sordariomycetes; Glomerellales; Glomerellaceae
Exons: 1
Coding region: 1-996 (331 amino acids)
Source: RefSeq, a predicted model, not a curated record